GUCACGACACAAUGCAUUUAGGGUUAUCAUCGCUGUUGGUUUUUGGAAUGCAAUCGGAAAUGUGUGAUUUAUGUGCGAAAGUUUUGUAAAUGGAAUAACGCCUGAAGUGGACGGAGGUUGCGUUUGUUUCCUGGUAGCCAAGGGUGGCUCAAGCACAAGCAGAUGUGUAAUAGUGUGUAUAUUUGUUUGAAAGAGAGUGUGUGUGUGUGCGUGUAUGAAUCGAGUUUGCAUACAGAGGCAACUGUGUUAACGACAGCAGCGACGAACUGAACGGUGGUAGCUGGGAGUAAAAAGGACGACUGGUCGGCUAGAGCCGCACAAAUGUGUAGGUGUGUGCAAGUGCGAGUAUGUAUGUAUACAUUGGUGUAUGUGUGUGCACGCGUGCGAUGUUUUAACAUCGUCCCGACGUAUCCUUUGCGUGUGGGUUUGUUCGAGUUGUUUGAGUGUGUUAGAUGGGCGGAUACAGUUUUCCUUGCUGGUUGUUGUUGUUGUUGUUGGAGCGUGUCCUUUGCACUUUGCACUCGUGGUGUCUCUGUUGCAAAGUGCGGUGCGUAUACUAAGGUUAUUAUUCUGGCUGUCGCUGCCGAUUUCCCGGCUUUCUCGCAAUGUGGAAAGAACAGAACGUUGGGCGGUUUGGGUAGAUGUGUGUGACAGCUUUCUAUUGAAACCCAAACCCCCUUCCUCGCUCCUCCAUGGCCGAAACAUCGCCGGCCAAAGAAGGUCCUGAAGUGCUACGAAACUUUGGUACAAUGAUCGUAGCACGUUAAGCCACAGUGAUACUUAAACAAGCUAACAACUCAAAAACACAAAAGUAGUGUCUGAAAUUUAGUUUCGGCUGUUACGGAUACGUAACGAUCAAAUAAGAGUGGAUCAAGCAUUAGCACAACAAGGGGGGAAGAAAAGCACUGACAACCCCUAUUGAUCCUUCGGUGGAUCGUUUAGUCAUUAAUUUAAGAAGAUCUGCAUCCAUAAAAGAGGAACAACCUACGACACUUUUAGUAGCACCAAUACUAGACUCCGAACUGAAGCAAGUCAAAUCGCGGUAUAAUGGCGGGAAGCAUUAAGCAAGAGGAUGUCUGCUACGUGGUAGCAAAGUACGAUUACGAGGCACAGGGUGCCCAGGAGCUAGAUCUGAGGAAAAACGAUCGUUAUCUUCUGCUGGACGACAGCAAGCACUGGUGGAGGGUGCAGAAUACACGCAAUCAGUCGGGUUACGUGCCGAGUAACUACGUUAAGAAGGAGAAAAAAUCUGUCUCACUGUUCGACAGCUUCAAGAAGAAGGUUAAAAAGGGUUCCGGCAGCAAAACGCUUCCGAACUGCUCGCCUUCCAGACAGGUCGAUAGUCCCACAAUGAGCCGAAGAUUACCACCGGACCCUUCGGAGGCUAUUGCCUCUACCCCGAUAGGUACUGCCAUAGUGAAGUAUAACUACCAAGCUCAACAGCAGGAUGAACUGUCGUUGACAAAGGGAACACGAAUACUGAUACUGGAGAAAUCAAACGACGGCUGGUGGCGUGGCCAGAGCGGCUCAGCGACCGGCUGGUUUCCUAGCAACUACACGACGGAAGAGAACGAAGACGAUACACUGCAUACAUACGCGAUGGCAGAAAACGUGCUUGAUAUUGUUGUGGCGCUAUACUCAUUCAAUUCUAACAACGAUACCGAGCUAUCGUUUGAAAAGGGCGAUCGAUUGGAAAUUCUUGAUCGACCAGCGGCUGAUCCCGAAUGGUAUAAAGCCCGAAAUAAUAAUGGCCAGAUAGGGCUCGUACCGCGUAACUAUUUACAGGAACUGUCUGAAUACUUAGCUCAACCAUUUCGGAGCAAUGGAAGCGGCCCGGAUUCGCUAGACCGACGGCCUAACGAUGCGCAAUCGAAUAACAACAAUUCCAACACGAACAACAGCAACAACAACAACUCUCAGCAACCAGAAAGACCCCAUCUGACAGGGAAAAGCUGGUACUACGGUGCUAUUACUCGAAGUCAAUGUGAUACGGUGCUAAACUCUCACGGACAUGAUGGAGAUUACUUGAUUCGCGAUAGUGAAACGAACCUGGGUGACUAUUCCGUUUCGCUAAAAGCUCCUGGACGCAACAAGCACUUCCGCGUGCACGUCGAAGGUAAUAUGUACUGCAUCGGGCAGCGCAAAUUUCACACACUGGAUCAACUAGUGGACCAUUACCAAAGAGCCCCCAUUUACACUAACAAGCAAGGCGAAAAACUGUAUCUUGUUCGACCAUUGCCGAAAGCAAAUGGUACCUAAAACUGCGAGCAAAUGGAAAAGUCUCCUGGAGAUGCUAGUAAGCAUAUUAUGGUCAAAUUUGCCACGUAUUGGGGGUGUGAGGUAAAACAGUGGACAAAGAUGACCCAUCAUCAUAGCAUUACAAAGACGUGUGCGGUAAAAAGUGCAAGUGGAUAAGAUAAUUCGAUGCGCAACGUUCGAUAGGUUAAUGUCGCAAUUUUUUGACUCAACUCGGUUGCCUGAUUCCCGAUUUGUUUUUAAAUCAUGUUCGUGUUCAUGAUCGUGGCGGUAUUGAAAUGAAGUUGUCUGUUUUAUUUUAUGCUUUGCAAGUAGUCUUCUGUUUCAAUGAUUUUAUUUGUUUGUAGCCGUUUUUAUGCUUGUGUGAAUUUUAGUUUUCAUGUAUUUGUGAAUUUUAGUGUAUCGCCUUUUUAAACUCAACAUGCGCUGUGUGGUGCACUCGCAAGAGUAUUAAAUGAAGAGUUUAUUUUCCAACCGUGUGUAUAUGUUUUUGUAACAUCGAAUCUUACGACCAUUGAGAUCAUUAGAAAUGAUCUCAUUGGUGUACAAUUUUGAAGCAAACCACGACACAUUGCAACAAAUCGGUGAAUUAUGAGCUCUUCGAAUUGCUAGCUCGAUAUAAUGAUAAUUAUAACCGUAGUAAUUUAUUUCAAAGCAGCUAAGCUUUAGUAAAACAGUAGUUUUUUUCUUCUUCUUUUACUCUGGCUAACCUAGGAUUGGCCGGAAUCUAUUGUGUGAAAAUAAUUUUAAAAUAUAAGACAAUUUUUCGGUUAAAAAUAUUCUGAGCGAGCGUUGUUCUGGCGUACUGCAAAAAUAAUUUUGAAGUUAUUUUUAGCAUUCCGCAAAUGCGUGAGAGAUCGAACACCGACUAAGAACGGGAGACGAAAAAAAAUGCUUCAAUCAUGAGUAGACGAAAAAUAGACGGUUUCUUUGGCUUGCGUCUAUUCAAUGAGACUAAAUUAAAAGGAAUUCUGCUAUGUAAACAUAGUUCAAAUGACAACCAAAGGGGUGAAUAUUUUUAACCAUUCAUUAUACAAUUAUGGGUACGUGUACGAGAACCGUACUUAGAUCCUUACAACAUGGUGUAACGUCCCCAUGGCAAUUUAAAGUCGUGAGGAAUUGCUACAUCGGUCCAUCCUCAAGAGUAACGCAACGACGCAUAUGCAAUUGUAGGCAUUUAUUUUGUUUCUGUUUAGUAGAUUCCGUACUUCCCACAGUCAGAAUACGUGUGAGCGUCCACGAUACAUAGAUUUACAUUGGAAAAGAUGCAAAUCAAGCCAAUAAAGGAUUAAAACUAAGAAAUAGUAGUACAUCUAUUUCGUGCAUCUAUUUGUGUUGAUGAAUCACCUAUCAGGGCAAUGGAUCAGAUUAGCAAGGUACAUUCACUUUGUGUCUCAGAGCUCGUUUCAUUUUUGUUUUGUGCUUACGACAACAAGGGAACAGUCAAAAACGUGGAAAUGAGUGUUGAUUUCCAGACACCGAUGUGUACUCUUACACCAUAACAUAAAUCCGGCCACUAGAAAUGUUGAUCUGAUUGAUAAAUCAUGCACACCAAGUUAAAUACCACCAACCACCCCUUGCACCAUUAAAGCGUGCUGCAGAGCAGUAUUUUCAAAUGAUCGAUUCGGUGGAAAAGGAGCUACAUUGCAUGCAAUGGUGCUGUUGUUUCUGUUUCAGUUUGGUCGCGCUUGACCACUGCUUUCAAUAGCAGACACAGUGGUUCGCCUUUUACCCGUUUUAAUCCGAAUGCAACUAUCAUAAAUAUGUAAACCAAUGUGGCAGCAUUGUAUCUAUACCCAUACUCAUUCGUGUACAGAAGAAGUAAUAACGAAAUAUGCUUUGGGGUAAGGUUUCCUCCUCCAUACCAUUUAGCAUUCUCAUUCCUUGCUUACACCGCUAAACGUAUCGUUAAAGAAACGUAUUCGUAACCUUGCUAAUAUAGUCGAUUCAUGAUAUGCAUGAUUAGGGGGCGAUCAGCAACGUGCUAAGGAACGGAAGAAGAAGAUAAAAAACACAUCGCUCAACACGGUAGUUGGGUACGCCAAGAAUGGUACUGCGAUGAUGGUCUGAUAAUUUUAUACAAGGUAGCACGAUGUGAUGGAAUUAGUAAUUUUGAUACUUCCUUUUUAUAACGACGAAGGAAAAGCAAUUGAUUUGGUCAUAAAAGAAAGACACACACGCAUAUCGACAUAUGAUGCUUUCAACGGCCACUGACUGUCUAAACGUUUCGCCGUAAGAUACGCGUGUCUAGCGUAUAGUAUAAGCGUAAAUUGGUGUUGUGAAGUUAUCUACCCUUUCCUCUUUCCAACUCAUGGGGAACUUGUCACUGCUACCUUUAUUGAAGGGGGUUGGAGUUUGCGGUUCCAUACUUUUGUUCAAAUUGGCUGAACUCCUCCAUACACUACCAAACGGCUUUGUUUUACACCAAAUUCACAGUGAAGAUAAAGAGCUCGUUUCUAACAUUGAGUCACAACUUAUGGUGAUGUGAUCUACAUUAGCAUUCAUUCAUCGCAAAAGCAUUAAUGUAAACAAAUUCGAUCCUUCUACGUUGCUUGCGCGACUGUGACAGUAUGCAUUAAGCGCCUGUGAAGUGCGAGCCUAUCGACAGAUUUUGGUAAAGUGUGUAUUGAAGUGUGUGAAAAAGUAAUGGAAAACUAAAACUGGAAGAGCUCGUAAUAUCGAACCAUUGGCACUAAUUUUCUGCGAGGGAAAGAUGGAUGGAGCGAACGAAUCGACGUUAUACAUAUAGCUAAAAACUACCUACUUCUUACAUAACAUACCCACGAUGCGGAGUAUAAUAGGUGUACGAAAAUAGAAUAAUAAUAAUAAUAAAAAUAAUAAUAAUAAUCGAAUUUCGCGGACAUGCCUUUGGGGACGUAAGGUGAUUGUAUUGCAGGAUACACGAAAUGGGCUGCUAAGUGCCAUUUUAAAAGAGAUUUAGUCCCUAACAGCACGUAACACGAAGCAAACUUGCAAAGAAGAGCGAAACAAACGGCGAUAGAAGUAUAGAGAGAAAGAGUGAUAGAGGGAGAGAGAGAGAUAAAGAGAGACCGAGCAACAGAGAACAAACAGUAAUCUGGUAGCAUUUGGAAACACAUUAGCUCUGUUAACUGCUUUAUGUUUUAUUGGAUAUUAAUUUCGCUUGAAAAGUCUAUUGGACAAGCCCGUAUGCAAGAUAACGCGGACGAAAUAGUGUCGCCGCAUAGGUUUGAAAUUUAUCAAUAUAAAACCCACACACACACACACAACACAAAUAUCAGCAGGCGAAGUUAGCUAUGUUUCUGUACGGCAACUGCUGAUAUAAUUGCUGACCCUAGGGUAAGAGGACAAGAGUAGUGAAAUUGUAGAAAAAAUUUUUCGCUAGAAACAAUCCCCGCUAAUCGAAUCUCUUCCAAUAGAAGCCAAUCCUCUCCAAUUGAAUGUACGUAUGUGUGUGUGUGUGUGUGUGUGUGUUUGUGUUGCAACCAAUUCCUCACCCCAGCUAUGAUCAUCAAGAUGUUGAACGAGAACCUCUUCCAGGAUAAGAAAACUCCCCGUUAAAAUCAUAAACUUAUGCUAUUCUUUGCUACUUCACAUUCAUCAUACGCGUUUAAGACAGCAUUAUGUUAAGUAAGCGUUAGCAAACUCACAUACCGAGAGCGAGAAGCGAUCGAGAACGAGCAAAACACGGGAUUCAUCGCCAAUAAAAUCAUUGAAGACAGGGAACAUUGGGCGAGCAGGCAAUUGAACAGCGCAAGAGAUAAUUAGCCGCAGAACCAGGCGUCGCGGUUUAACGAUAGAAAUGAAAAAUGAAUCAUCCUAAUACCAAAAUAUACAAGUAAUAUAGAAUACGAUAAAUAAUAAAGUAAAACAGGAAAUAAUUGCAAAUAUUCGUGGCCGGUGAACAAUUGUGAACAAAUAAGAAAAGAAAAGACUCUUCACAAGCGUAGAUACGUAGCGCGGCGGAGCGGUGCUGUGAAGGGUUGGACCGAAAUGAUUUGGACCGAAUAGGUGUGUAUACCCGGGUGCAUGUGUACUGUACUUCCUUUGUAAUUGAAAUAGUAGCGCCGGACGGGUCGUUUUAGAUCAAUAUACCCCUCCCCACAACUCAAUGACACACAGACUGGAACCGAGUGAACUAGGGAAAGUAUAUGCAUGGUAAAAGGAGUAUAGGGCGUGAACAGAUGAGAAUAUUGUAUAUCGUGAAGAAGAGAUAAAAAAAAACUAAGUCAUCGCAAUAAAGGUAAGAUCCAUGAAAUCUAGAAACAAGAA
Anopheles coluzzii is the source of this 6507-nucleotide messenger RNA. RefSeq names its product cytoplasmic protein NCK1 (gene dock). The transcript has 6 exons. Gene Ontology annotation, molecular function: protein binding. The record is from RefSeq and is a predicted model, not a curated record. The coding region runs from base 1048 to 2259 and encodes 403 amino acids. NCBI's taxonomy places the organism in Eukaryota, Metazoa, Arthropoda, Insecta, Diptera, Culicidae.